Messenger RNA from Plasmodium inui San Antonio 1, 945 nucleotides. RefSeq lists its product as hypothetical. Gene Ontology annotation, molecular function: NAD+ binding. The transcript has a single exon. NCBI's taxonomy places the organism in Eukaryota, Apicomplexa, Aconoidasida, Haemosporida, Plasmodiidae. Bases 1 to 945 code for a protein of 314 amino acids. The record is from RefSeq and is a predicted model, not a curated record.
AUGGGGAACCUAAUGAUAUGCACCCGGAGGAAGAUGACAGAGAGCAUCACGCUGGAGGAUCUGGCGUCCAUGAUAAGGGGAUGCACCUACAUAGUGGCCCUAACAGGCUCAGGCACAUCCGCAGAAAGUAACAUCCCAAGUUUCCGUGGCGCAAACAGCUCCAUCUGGAGUAAAUAUGAUCCAAAAAUAUAUGGUACCAUUUGGGGAUUCUGGAAGGCACCAGAAAAAAUCUGGGAGGUUAUUAGAGACAUCUCAUCCGAUUAUGAAAUCGAAAUGAAUCCUGGACAUGUCGCUUUGUCGACGUUGGAAAAUCUUGGUUACUUAAAAGCAGUGAUCACACAAAAUAUUGAUGGCUUACAUGAGGAGAGUGGUAACUCCAGAGUUAUUCCUCUCCAUGGGAGUGUCUUCGAAGCUCGCUGCUGCACAUGCAGAGAGACAAUUCAGCUCAACAAAAUAAUGUUACAGAAGACUUCCCACUUCAUGCAUCAGCUACCUCCAGAGUGUCCCUGUGGAGGAAUCUUCAAACCGAACGUGGUUCUUUUUGGAGAAGUCAUUCCUAAGUCAAUUUUGAAACAAGCUGAGAAAGAGAUUGAGAAAUGCGACCUUCUUCUCGUUAUCGGCACGUCCUCCUCCGUGUCGACUGCCACCAAUUUGUGUUACUAUGCUCAUAGGAAGAAGAAAAGAAUAGUCGAGGUGAAUAUCUCCAAAACGUACAUCACGAAUCGCAUGUCCGACUACCAUGUGCGCGCCAAGUUCAGUGAGCUGCUGGCGAUCUGCGAUCUCCUCAAGGGGGGGGAGGCGAACAAGGCGGAUAAGGCGGAUAAGGCGAACAAGGCGGACAAGGCGGCUCAAAGGGGGGAAGAACCGCAUAGUGAAGAAGAAGCGAAACGUGGUAAAACUUCUAAGAAAGCCAAUAUCGCGCAGGGCGCCGCGGAUAAUCGGUGA